Molecule: messenger RNA, 1728 nt
Organism: Lactuca sativa (garden lettuce)
Lineage: Eukaryota; Viridiplantae; Streptophyta; Magnoliopsida; Asterales; Asteraceae
Product: protein IQ-DOMAIN 5
Molecular function (GO): protein binding
Source: RefSeq, a predicted model, not a curated record
GGAAAGAGUACCGCAUCUGUACUCUUGCCAUGUCUGAAACCACGCUUCACAUGCCUCAAAAUGGUCGCUUAAUCAAUUAAUGAAGCAAUUAGAUGCACAAGUUGAAGAAACCCCCAAAAAUUUUCAUCGUCUUCCUCUGCAAAUCCACCCUCUCGCCUCACCAAUCCGAAGCAAGUAACCGCAUUCAACCAGAUAAACCCAUGAUUGGUGUUCGUUGCCGGUGUGAUGGAAUUUAGUGCCAGUUGGACUGAAGAACUGUGUAUUAUAUCAUUUUUUAGAUCUUUGGAUCGCCGCUCUGUUUUUUCAGAUUUGAAGUUGGUGAAGUUGAAGUGAGUAUAAACAUGGGAGUUUCUGGAAAAUGGAUUAAAGCACUCAUUGGUUUGAAGAAACAAGAUAAAGCACAACGUUCUGGAGAAGAUGGACAUAAGGGCAAUUCCGGAAAGUUUCGACACCGAAGAAGAAAUUCAACAGAGAUAAAUACCGACAAUUUUUUAAAUAAACUCAAUGAAGAUGGCAACAGCAGUGGAAUCCAAGAUAACACCGAGUCUCCACUUGAAGUGCAAAAUUCAUCUGAAAUGGAACAACGUAUGAGAAAAGAGUGGGCUGCUACUCACAUCCAAACUGCUUUUCGUGGUUUUUUGGCUAGGCGGGCCCUACGAGCUUUAAAAGGAUUGGUGAGGCUUCAAGCUCUUGUGAGGGGUCAUGCAGUGAGAAAACAAGCUGCAAUAACUCUUCGAUGCAUGCAAGCUUUAGUCAGAGUUCAGGCUCGUGUUAGAGCCAGACGUGUUCGUAUUGCAUUGGAAGAAGGCCAAUCAGAACAACAAAAGCUUCAACAUCAACUCCAACAUGAGGCUCAUGUUCGUGAAAUUGAGCAAGGAUGGUGUGAUAGUGUUGGAUCUGUUGAAGAAAUCCAAGCAAAGAUAAUCAAGAGACAGGAGGCUGCUGCUAAACGUGAGAGAGCCAUGGCAUAUGCUCUUGCUCACCAGUGGCAAGCAGGAUCGAGACAACAACAAGCGACGGCUGUAACUGGAUUUGAACCGGAUAAGACAAACUGGGGAUGGAACUGGUUGGAAAGAUGGAUGGCUGUUCGUCCAUGGGAGAAUCGGUUUCUUGACAUGAAUAAUACAAAUACAAGAGAAAAUGAAGUCAAGGUUCAAGAAAACAAGAAAUUAAUUGCUUUGGAUGUUCCAAAUGAUAAAUCCAGUCAUUCUCAAUCUCAAUCUCAAUCACAAUCUGAUGGAUUUGGUUCUUCUCCUGUUAAGUGUAAGCCUCCAGUUAUGGAGUCAAGAUCAAGAUCAAGAUCACACAGCAAUCCGAAAGAGAGGUCAACUACUUUGGGUAAUCAAGGAAAGAAACGUCUCUCUCUGCCAAGUAACGGGAAAACAGGGAAAGGGGUAGGGGGCUCAAACAGUAAGAACUCCCACAAGACAAAAACUUAAUUAAAUUUUACCUUUUUUCAAGCCAAAAUGGAAAUGAGUAAAAAGACGAUACUGCCCGCCAGAUGCUUGUAAAUGAAUUAUUAGGCGAGCAUGUUGUCACAAAUAAGUAACCUUAUGUCUGCUUCAGCAAUGUCAUCAUCAUUAUAGCAAGCAAUGUCUAUGUUUUAUUACUUUGAGAUCAACUUUGUUGUAUUGUUCAUGUCAUUUUGUAGGCUUUGUUUAAUCUUAUUCUGCAUGUAAGAAGGUGUGAAUGCAUAGAUAUAUUAUCGAAUAUUUUCAUUUUAUUUUA